GAUCCACAAGACGGAGUUCAGGCAACGUUCUACUGUGACGCCACCACGUGUACGUCACCUGAAUCAGCUACGCUCAUCGAAUGUUCCCAGCGACUGACUACGUCCAACUGCAGCAUGGACGUGAUCCUUGAGGUUGAAGCCAUCAUGGGGUGCAGCUGCUGCUUUGAGAAGGUGUGUGGGUGUGUGCCUUCUCCGACCACCAUCAACUACCUCAGACGCACCGCCGAGGCCGUCGAGGGCUUUACAGACCCCCUCAGUUGCCCUAUUAUUUCGCCGUUUAGGCCCCAGGAGGAGAAUGACGAUGACGAUGACGACGACCAGGAUGAUGACGAGUCUGGUAGGUAGCGAGACGGACUACGUAGCUGGUGGGAUGGGCGGUGGAUCUCAGAUAUAAGGGUUUUAGGGUUUUAAAGUUUUGAGCGUGUGCAUCUUGCGUACGUCUAGAAACCACAGCGCUACACGGCAUAUGCCCUUAAGCCUUUUAGUUAUGUGUUGCUAACGA
This is a messenger RNA of Sphaeroforma arctica JP610, 502 nucleotides long. RefSeq lists its product as hypothetical. The record is from RefSeq and is a predicted model, not a curated record. The transcript is spliced from 2 exons. Lineage: Eukaryota; Ichthyosporea; Ichthyophonida. The annotation marks the transcript as partial.